AUGGGCGCCGGGGUGGACGCCGGGUGUCGGACCCGGGCGCGGCCAGCCUGGGCUGCGACCGCAGGCGACGGCGGAGCGUGGCGUGGCAGCAGAGGGCGCGCGGACGCGCGCGGAGGUGCGGCGGAUGAAGGCCGCGCCGGGGUGCGGCGGGGCGCCGGCCAGGGGGGCUGGGGCGAGGCCAGGUGGAGUGGUGGCCGGGGCGGCGACGCGGCCAGCCACGGCGAGCGGAGGCGGGGUAGCAGCAAGGGGCGCGGCGACAAGCGUGCGGCAGGGGACGAGGCUGCAAGCGGCGGCGGGGUGCAGCAGCGCGGGAGGUGA
This is a messenger RNA of Aegilops tauschii subsp. strangulata, 318 nucleotides long. The record is from RefSeq and is a predicted model, not a curated record. Lineage: Eukaryota; Viridiplantae; Streptophyta; Magnoliopsida; Poales; Poaceae.